Tarenaya hassleriana is the source of this 1145-nucleotide messenger RNA. RefSeq names its product NAC domain-containing protein 86. The coding region runs from base 97 to 969 and encodes 290 amino acids. The record is from RefSeq and is a predicted model, not a curated record. Gene Ontology annotation, biological process: regulation of DNA-templated transcription. NCBI's taxonomy places the organism in Eukaryota, Viridiplantae, Streptophyta, Magnoliopsida, Brassicales, Cleomaceae. The transcript is spliced from 4 exons. Gene Ontology annotation, molecular function: DNA binding.
CAGAAACUUUGAUCUUUAACCAAAAAAGUUUUGUUUUUGUCUGUCAUCUCUGUAUAUCCAAGAAAACAGUACGAAGGAGAAAGAAAAAAAAAAGCAAUGGCAGGAUCAUCUUUACCACCUGGUUUCAGAUUUCAUCCCACGGAUGAAGAACUCGUCGGGUAUUACCUCCAAAGAAGAAACGAGGGGCUCGAAAUCGAGCUCGAAGUGAUUCCAUUGAUCGAUCUGUACAAGUUUGAUCCCUGGGAAUUGCCUGACAAGUCGUUCUUACCGAACCGAGACAAGGAAUGGUUCUUCUUCUGUCAUCGAGACAGGAAAUACCCAAACGGCUCUCGAGCGAACAGAGCAACAAGAUCCGGUUACUGGAAAGCCACCGGGAAAGAUCGAAGAGUUAUCUGUCAUCAGUCUUCUCCCGUGACUGGAUACAAGAAAACCCUAGUUUUCUACCUCGGCCGAGCUCCUUUAGGCAGUAGAACCGGGUGGGUAAUGAACGAGUACCGCCUAUGCGACGAUCUUUCACAGGGGCCAAAUAGUUUCAAGGGUGAUUUCGCAUUGUGCCGGGUGGUCAAGAGAGAUGAUCAGAUGCAGAAGAAAGGAGAAGCUAGGUCAAACACGGUCCCGAAUGAGCCAUUCGAUAUUUCUUGUGGCGCAAGUUACCCUGCGAAGGAGAGCCAGAGCUCGAGCCAUGCUCCUUGUGCCUUGUCGGAAACUGGUUCGCCCAGAAUCUGGGCUUCCCCUGAGGAUUUAAUCCUAGAAUCAGCAUCCAAGCUCUACUGGAAAGCGGAGGAAUCUGCAUCUGGGCAAGAUCUUCCAAACUCAACACGGUUCGGAUAUCCAGAAUUCUUUACCGAUCCUUCUUCAAUCUCAAACUUCAACUGGGAAAUGGAAGCUUCUUCAGAAAUAUCUCCCAACAAUGGAUUCCUAAAUUACCCAGAAUUUCACAUGGACGGACAUGUACACUAUCAGCUGUGAUAGUUUCCACCACUUAGAUGCCUUUUAAACGUUAUGUUCUUAUACCAGAAAAUAGUAACGAGUAUGUUCUGCUUACCCAAUAUGAAACAUGUAUGGUUUGGUCGUCCAGUUCGAGGUUGGACCAUGAUUUGCAGACAUAGUAAUGUUUUUGUUUAUAAUGCGACCUACCAGGAUCU